This is a messenger RNA of Coregonus sp. 'balchen', 6188 nucleotides long. NCBI's taxonomy places the organism in Eukaryota, Metazoa, Chordata, Actinopteri, Salmoniformes, Salmonidae. The record is from the annotation of a GenBank genome assembly.
AUGUGGCAUGUGGCUCAGCAACGUGAUGUGAUGCAGUAUGGCAAGCUGGAGGAGAUUGUGACCAUUGUGACAGAAAUGGUUCCAGAGCUGCUGACUUCCAGGCAGAGGACCCAACUCAUCCUGGGAUUGAGAACGAGGAUGGUUUUAGAGAUGUUUCGCUGUGAAAACCCACCGGGUCCCCAGACCAUCCAGACUAAUUUGGAUAUAAUCAAAGUUUCUACAGUAACAGUACCCUCCACGGCCAUGAACAACAGUCCACAGUGUAGAAAUGAGUUGGAGUUGGAGGCUGCAGAGUCUAACUUUGUGGAGCUGGUCCAAACACUGCUAGAAAACCCUUCUGAGAGGGAACACUUCUUCUCACAAAACACCAGUGACAUUCAGGUGCAUAUUUAUACACAUCCACAGGUGUUAUCUGGCAUAGCAAUCACAUCCAAUGUCUUAUUCACUAAUUAAAUGAUUUAUUAUAUUACACUUAUUGUAUGCUGGACAAUCUGUUUUCUCAGGAGGUGUUCUCAGUGCGUUACUUUCCUCUGUAUGAUACAGCACUACAGAUACUGGUGUGGCAGUUCCUCUCCAGACUGGAGGAGCUGCUGCCUGUAGCAGACCUCCAUCAGAUAGCCUCCUAUCUCCACAGCUCCCCCUCUGACCUGGAUGACCUCUGGAUGUCCCACGCUGACCCUGAGCAGCUGAAGACCCUGCUACAGCAUCACAGACAACUGGGACACCUGAGUAAAGAUACCGUUGUUGUCUCCAACAACAGUGUGGCAGACACCAUCUUGUCUACAUUGUCACUGACUCAAACCCACCACCCCAAGUCAAGUCUAGAUGGACAUGAAGGAUUGGAAGUGAGCACAGAGGGGAGAACAGCAGGAUGUGGCGAGGAGAAAGGGGAGCAGGGACUGUUGCAUAGUGAGGAGGAAGAACAAGACAAAGGAGGAGAGUUGCAUUGUGAAAAUACCUUGGAAGAUGACACAGACAGCGGUGAAGUAGGUGUGACAGAAGGAGGUGAGACAGGGGGAGGUGAAACAGGAGGUGGUGAGACAGGGGGAGGUGAGACAGGGGGAGGUGAGACAGGGGGAGGUGAAACAGGAGGUGGUGAGACAGGGGGAGGUGAGACAGGGGGAGGUGAGACAGGGGGAGGUGAGACAGGGGGAGGUGAGACAGGAGGUGGUGAGACAGGAGGUGAGACGGGGAGGUGAGACAGGAGGUGGUGAGACAGGAGGUGGUGAGACAGGGGGAGGUGAGACAGGGGGAGGUGAGACAGGAGGUGGUGAGACAGGAGGUGGUGAGACAGGGGGAGGUGAGACAGGAGGUGGUGAGACAGGGGGAGGUGAGACAGGAGGUGGUGAGACAGGGGGAGGUGAGACAGGAGGUGGGGAUGAAAGAGGACCGAAGGAUGGAAGGUGACGUAGCAAACAUUUACAUUUACGUCAUUUAGCAGACGCUCUUAUCCAGAGCGACUUACAAAUUGGUGCAUUCACCUUAUAGCCAGUGGGAUAACCACUUUACAAUAUGUUUAUUUUUAUUUUAUUUUUAUUUUUUGGGGGGUGGGGUAAGGGGGGGUAGAAGGAUUACUUUAUCCUAUCCCAGGUAUUCCUUAAAGAGGUGGGGUUUCAAGUGUCUCCGGAAGGUGGUGAGUGACUCCGCCGUCCUGGCGUCGUGAGGGAGCUUGUUCCACCAUUGGGGUGCCAGAGCAGCGAACAGUUUUGACUGUGCUGAGUGGGAACUGUGCUUCCGCAGAGGUAGGGGGGCCAGCAGGCCAGAGGUGGAUGAACGCAAUGCCCUCGUUUGGGUGUAGGGACUGAUCAGAGCCUGAAGGUAUGGAGGUGCCGUUCCCCUCACAGCUCCGUAGGCAAGCACCAUGGUCUUUUAGCAGAUGCGAGCUUCAACUGGAAGCCAGUGGAGUGUGCGGAGGAGCGGGGUGACGUGAGAGAACUUGGGAAGGUUGAACACCAGACGGGCUGCGGCAUUCUGGAUGAGUUGUAGGGGUUUAAUGGCACAGGUAGGGAGCCCAGCCAACAGCGAGUUGCAGUAAUCCAGACGGGAGAUGACAAGUGCCUGGAUUAGGACCUGUGCCGCUUCCUGUGUAAGGCAGGGUCGUACUCUCCGAAUGUUGUAGAGCAUAAACCUACAGGAUCGGGUCACCACCUUGAUGUUAGCGGAGAACGACAGGGUGUUGUCCAGGGUCACGCCAAUACUUUUUGCACUCUGGGAGGAGGACACAACGGAGUUGUCAACCGUGAUGGCGAGAUCAUGGAACGGGCAGUCCUUCCCCGGGAGGAAGAGUAGCUCCGUCUUGCCGAGGUUCAGCUUGAGGUGGUGAUCCGUCAUCCACACUGAUAUGUCUGCCAGACAUGCAGAGAUGCGAUUCGCCACCUGGUUAUCAGAAGGGGGAAAGGAGAAGAUUAGUUGUGUGUCGUCUGCGUAGCAAUGAUAGGAGAGGCCAUGUGAGGAUAUGACAGAGCCAAGUGACUUGGUGUAUAGCGAGAAUAGGAGAGGGCCUAGAACUGAGCCCUGGGGGACACCAGUGGUGAGAGCACGUGGUGCGGAGACAGAUUCUCACCACGCUACUUGGUAGGAGCGACCUGUCAGGUAGGAUGCAAUCCAAGAGUGAGCCGCGCCGGAGAUGCCCAACUCAGAGAGGGUGGAGAGGAGGAUCUGAUGGUUCACAGUAUCAAAGGCAGCAGACAGGUCUAGAAGGACAAGGGCAGAGGAGAGAGAGUUAGCUUUAGCAGUGCGGAGAGCCUUCGUGACACAGAGAAGAGCAGUCUCAGUUGAAUGACCAGUCUUGAAACCUGACUGGUUUGGAUCAAGAAGGUCAUUCUGAGAGAGAUAGCAAGAGAGUUGGCUAAAGACGGCACGCUCAAGAGUUUUGGAGAGAAAAGAAAGAAGGGAUACUGGUCUGUAGUUGUUGACAUCGGAGGGAUCGAGUGUAGGUUUUUUGAGAAGGGGUGCUACUCUCGCUCUCUUGAAGACGGAAGGGACAUAGCCAGUGGUCAAGAAUGAAUUGAUGAGCGAGGUGAGGUAAGGGAGAAGGUCUCCGGAAAUGGUCUGGAGAAGAGAGCAGGGGAUAGGGUCAAGCGGGCAGGUUGUUGGGCAGCCGGCCGUCACAAGUCGCAAUAUUUAAUCUGGAGAGAGAGGGGAGAAAGAAGUCAAAGCAUAGGGUAGGGCAGUGUGAGCAGGACCAGCAGUGUCAUUUGACUUAACAAACGAAGAUUGGAUGUCGUCAACCUUCUUUUCAAAAUGGUUGACGAAGUCAUCCACAGAGAGGGAGGAGGGGGGGGGGGGGGAGGAUUCAGCAGGGAGGAGAAGGUGGCAAAGAGCUUCCUAGGGUUAGAGGCAGAUGCUUGGAAUUUAGAGUGGUAGAAAGUGGCUUUAGCAGCAGAAACAGAGGAAUAAAAUGUAGAGAGGAGGGAGUGAAAAGAUGCCAGGUCUGCAGGGAGUCUAGUUUUCCUCCAUUUCCGCUCGGCUGCCCGGAGCCCUGUUCUGUGAGCUCGCAAUGAGUCGUCAAGCCACGGAGCAGGAGGGGAGGACCGAGCCGGCCGGGAGGAUAGGGGACAUAGAGAGUCAAAGGAUGCAGAAAGGGAGGAGAGGAGGGUUGAGGAGGCAGAAUCAGGAGAUUGGAGGGAGAAGGAUUGAGCAGAGGGAAGAGAUGAUAGGAUGGAAGAGGAGAGAGUAGAGGGAGAGAGAGAGCGAAGGUUGCAACGGCGCAUUACCAUCUGAGUAGGGGCAGAGUGAGUAGUGUUGGAGGAGAGCGAGAGAGAAAAGGAUACAAAGUAGUGGUCGGAGACAUGGAGGGGAGUUGCAGUGAGAUUAGUAGAAGAACAGCAUCUAGUAAAGAUGAGGUCAAGCGUAUUGCCUGCCUUGUGAGUAGGGGGGGACGGUGAGAGGGUAAGGUCAAAAGAGGAGAGGGGUGGAAAGAAGGAGGCAGAGAGAAAUGCGUCAAAGGUAGACGUAGGGAGGUUAAAGUCACCCAGAACUGUGAGGGGUGAGCCAUCCUCAGGAAAGGAACUUAUCAAGGCGUCAAGCUCAUUGAUGAACUUUCCAAGGGAACCUGGAGGGCGAUAAAUGAUAAGGAUGUUAAGCUUGAAUGGGCUAGUGACUGUGACAGCAUGGAAUUCAAAUGAGGAGAUAGACAGAUGGGUCAGGGGAAAAAGAGAGAAUGUCCACUUGGUAGAGAUGAGGAUUCCUGUGCCACCUCCCCGCUGACCAGAUGCUCUCGGGGUAUGCGAGAACACAUGGUCAGACGAGGAGAGAGCAGUAGGAGUAGCAAUGUUUUCAGUGGUAAUCCAUGUUUCCGUCAGCACCAAGAAGUGGAGGGACUGGAGGAUAGCAUAGGCUGAGAUGAACUCUGCCUUGUUGGCCGCAGAACGGCAGUUCCAGAGGCUGCCGGAGACCUGGAACUCCACGUGGGUCGUGCGCACAGGGACCACCAGGUUAGAGUGGCAGCACCCACACGGUGUGAGGCGUUUGUAUAGCCUGUGCGGAGAGGAGAGAACAGGGAUAGACAGACGCAUAGUUGACAGGCUACAGAAAAUGGCUACAAUAAUGCAAAGGAGAUCGGAUUGAAAUGAACUAAACAUCUGGGAAAGCGAGAGAGCGGGGCCUCCCUCACUUACGUUUCACUGAAACACCCAAAUAUAACUCUCCCAACUUCCACCUCAGAAACUAUAACUGUUGUAAACUUCAGCGGUUCAAUGUUUUCUAGGAAUAGACUAAUUUAGUUUAUUCAGCUAGCUAACUUGGUACAGUGUUCUUCUGUGAAAACCGUCCAGGGCACCGAAUCCUAUGACGCCACAGCCAACUAGCAUGCCAGCCUCCAACAACACGGUUUAGCACCAAUACUCGGCCACAACAAACCACCAGUGUGUCAACACGCCAAGCAGAUCAUUCAUGUCCGUGUCUAACGUUGUGGGUUAGUCCCGACAGCUUGAGCGAGUCCGUCGUCAACUUAUUCAACCAGUUAGUUAGCUAGAAUAGUUAGCAUACUAGCUAGCCAUUGCUUUCUGCCAACAAAUAAAAAAAACUCCUCCCACGGCACGAACACACAGGUCAACAGCAACAAAGAGUGACUUCCUCACCAUCAGUGACCUCCUCUCUGAGUGAACACGAGGACUCAGGAGGACAGACUAGGGUCUUGUCCUCUCAGGUCUUCUCCUGGCCCCAGUGCACAUUCUCCCAUGGAGACAUGGUGGAGUUCAACAAGCACUUCUGGAAGAAACAAGAAACACCCACAGAGGAAGAGCUCCUCAGCCAAGAAGUACACCUGCUUUAAAUGUGGGAAGGUUUUCAAAGGCCCAGCACACCUGAAGCGACAUCAGAGCAUUCACACAGUAGCAUGGUCCUUCCACUGUGACCAGUGUGAUAAAAAUGCUAAAUCAAAAGGCGGUCUAAGAGUGCACCAACGACAUCACGCGGGGCAGUCAUUUCUGUGUAGCGUAUGUGGGAAGGCUUUCAAAGGCCCAGCACACCUGAAGCGACUUCAGAGCGUUCACACAGUUGUGCACCCCUUCCACUGUGAACAGUGUGAUAAGUGAUUUAAAUCAAAAGACGGUCUAAGAUUGCACCAACGACAUCAUGCGGGGAAAAGGCCACAUGUAUGUCCACAGUGUGGCAAGGGUUACACUGCUGCACAGGUCUUAAAAAUACACCUGCGCAUUCACAGUGGGGAACGACCUUACAGGUGCUCUGUCUGUGGGAAGAGGUUCAUUUAGAAGAAUCCAUUGGUUCGACACCUCAUGAUGCACAAAGGGGAGAAGUCGUUCCUGUGUAGCGUAUGUGGAAAGGCUUUUCUAGUGUCCGGGGAGCUGCACAGGCACAAGCGUUAUCAGACAGGGAAAUGACCUUUCAUUUGUACACACUGUGGAAAAGCUUUCAUCACGUCCAUGGCUGUCAAAGUACAUGAGCGAUGGCACACAGGUGAGAACCCGUUCGCCUUCUCUGUGUGCCCAAUGCGGUUCGGCUCCGGAACUGGCCUUCAGAGACACAGGUUUGUUCAUAAUGAUGAGAAGCCCUAUCUUUGCUUCAAGUGUGGGAAGGGUUUUACUCAAAGGUCCAAUAUGAGAAUACAUUUAAAACUCAUCAGAAAUAAUCUAAUACUUGGAGCUAUAUUGCUGUCAUUCAUUUUUGUCUGACUAAAGUGACUUUUGUUUAUUUAUUUUGUAUUUAAUUCACAGAGAUUGAAUUAA